AUGUUCUCAUUUCAGGUGGGGACAGCAAAUGUGGGUAACAGUGCAAUAGCAACGGGCAAUGAUGGCCCAGGUGUCGAUUACGAGGAAACGUAUUUGUUCGCAGAACGAGCCAAGACAGCCAAUAGUCUCAGCCCGGAACAAGCAUUCGCGCACAUGGUCAAAGCUAUGCUUGGCACAGGACUCCUUUCGCUACCAUUGGCGUUCAAAAAUGCUGGAUUAUGGCUUGGCUUGGUGUUGCUGGUUAUAAUUUGUUUCGUAUGUUUAUAUUGCAUGAGACUUGUUGUAUAUGCGGCGCAUUACAUCUGCCGAAGGAAUGGCAGAGAAGUUAUCGAUUAUGCUAAUGUUAUACGAGGCGCAGUUGAGAGUGGGCCAUCAUGGAUAAGUGUUCACGGAUAUUUCUUCAAGGCAAAGUAG
This is a messenger RNA of Gongylonema pulchrum, 414 nucleotides long. NCBI's taxonomy places the organism in Eukaryota, Metazoa, Nematoda, Chromadorea, Rhabditida, Gongylonematidae. The record is from the annotation of a GenBank genome assembly.